CGUUCGCUGUGAGACGUAGAGCAGAAGUACCGAAGCUGCUAGUGAGAUGCCUGUGGCCAUGGGUCCCUACGGACAGUCCCAGACAAGCUGCUUCGAUCGCGUGAAGAUGGGCUUUGUGACGGGCUGCGCCGUGGGCAUGGCGGCCGGCGCGCUCUUCGGCACCUUUUCUUAUCUAAGGAUCAGGGAGCUGAUGGACGGCAUCGGGAAAACCAUGAUGCUGAGUGGCGACACCUUUGGCACAUUCAUGGCCAUCGGGAUGGGCAUCAGAUGCUAAUCGGGGCUACUGUUGCCUGCUAUAUCUACCCCCUCUCCAUAAGUCGCCAACCAUGUACUAUAAUAAAACAAAUUUUUGAGUUAAAAAAAAA
Messenger RNA from Erinaceus europaeus (western European hedgehog), 365 nucleotides. Its product is annotated as reactive oxygen species modulator 1-like. Lineage: Eukaryota; Metazoa; Chordata; Mammalia; Eulipotyphla; Erinaceidae. The transcript has a single exon. Bases 47 to 274 code for a protein of 75 amino acids. Gene Ontology annotation, biological process: protein insertion into mitochondrial inner membrane; protein import into mitochondrial matrix. Gene Ontology annotation, cellular component: TIM23 mitochondrial import inner membrane translocase complex. The record is from RefSeq and is a predicted model, not a curated record.